CCUUGAAACAAACAUUUCCAGAGUUGGUUGUUGUCAAGUUCAAGUCAGGUGGUUUGCCCACUAUAAAACUGACAAGUUCAGGUGUCAACAGUCAAAACGUCAUGUUCAAGAAUGGAAGUGCAAUGAGAAUGUGGAGGAUGAACCAAAGGACUUCGUUGUCAUUGUCAAAGAUAGAUUCACAAUUCAAGGGUAUUGAGAAACAAGUUGAUAGCUUGUUUACAACUGUUGAUUUUUUGGCUGACGAUCCGAGUCCACAAAGGUUUGAGAGUGAGUUCAAAGCUGUAGCAUUACAUACAACAGUCUUAGAUGAGACGAACAAAGAGAGCAUGGUGGUGAUGGAUGCUCUUGGAAAUAACAGACCUGACACUGCAUUGCAGAAAAUAUCAGACCACGAUUGUUCUAUUGCUGCUUGCUUUACUAGAAUGCAAGUGAGAGAGACGACUGUUGCAAGUGAUGUCUAUGACAAGCUUGAUGGGAUUAGAGGUAUUCAGAAGGACAUAGAGUUGAGGUUAUCACAAAGAUCACAAUUGCAAGAGUUAGCUACUCACCAUUGCAGAUUGAUAGACAGGUUGCAAACAAAAGUAGCUAAUCUGACCCUUGCCAGGAAACGCAAAGAACUCAAGCAAAUUGCUGCCAACUCUGAGAAGGAAAUCAAGGAAACAAAGAGAAAGAAAGAAGAAACAGUUAGUGACAUUGAAAAAUUGAAACAAAGAGAUGUUUCAGAUGUCAGUCAAAGAUAUGAAGCAGAGGAAUCGGGUAACGCGACACAUGAAAAAAGCCCUCAAACGGCUGACAUAUCAACGUCGACUCGUCCCAUCGAUCCAAUCGCUCACAAAAGACUCACAACUUCGUUUGCUCACGAACACUGCAAGAACGAGAUCAUUCAUCCAAACAAUGAACUCCCUCAUCAUUCUACUCAUGGUCUCCAUCGCCAUCACACGUGGCCAAGAACUCUCGAUGCCUUCCUACUACCUCAUAGAAGACGUCCAUUCGUCAUACGCCUACGACGCAUUGGGCAUCAGCCUACUCUACUGCACUUGGGAAGGUAUGUAUAGGGCUAAACUGACCGACUGUCCGAACAACGACGUCGGCUGGGGUGGCGUUGCCAAUUUCGACGUGAGCAACACCGGAGUCAACCCCAACGACGACAACGAGUUGAGGAUUCCUUUCAAGACUAAAUAUAUCAGCACACCGCCCAUCUGCUCGUUCUCGUUCGAAGGAGAGGAGUUCGCGCUCGACACCUACAUGACGCGCAUUGCAACGCAAAGCGACAGAGUAAGCGUCUACCUAUUCAAUUCAUACGGAGACAAGCAGAGCUGGAGGCACGUGAAGACGAAAAUAUCCGUCAUCUGCUACGGUCCGACUGACUCGUCUACACUGCAAGGAAGGAAGGCGAUAUUGAAGCAAUUGCUAUUGCGCAGAAAUAAAGAAAAACGUCCGCUGCGCGCAGUGUAAAGAGAGCUUGAGCAGAGACUGGACUCUUUCAAGAGACAUGAGUAGCUAUAGAAACUAGAAACAGUGUGUGUGUGUGUGUGUGUGUGUGUGUGUGUGUGUGUGUGUGUGUGUGUGUGUGUGUGUGUGUGUGUGUGUGUGUGUGUGUGUGUGUGUGUGUGUGUGUGUGUGUGUGUGUGUGUGUGUGUGUGUGUGUGUGUGUGUGUGUGUGUGUGGUGUGUGUGUGUGACCAUGUAUGUGUUCUUACUGUUACGCAUGA
Corticium candelabrum is the source of this 1711-nucleotide messenger RNA. RefSeq lists its product as uncharacterized. Lineage: Eukaryota; Metazoa; Porifera; Homoscleromorpha; Homosclerophorida; Plakinidae. The record is from RefSeq and is a predicted model, not a curated record. The transcript is spliced from 9 exons. Bases 102 to 1055 code for a protein of 317 amino acids.